This is a messenger RNA of Anastrepha ludens (Mexican fruit fly), 1418 nucleotides long. RefSeq names its product protein FAM136A-like. The coding region runs from base 433 to 873 and encodes 146 amino acids. The record is from RefSeq and is a predicted model, not a curated record. Gene Ontology annotation, cellular component: cytoplasm. The transcript is spliced from 3 exons. Lineage: Eukaryota; Metazoa; Arthropoda; Insecta; Diptera; Tephritidae.
AGUUCUCAAUCGGUGGUUAUUUUGACACUUGAAAUGAAAUUUGUGAGCUGCUCUUCCCUUCUAAUGGUAUAGCAGAAAACUGCUGACUAAUCCCUCGGAAGCGGAAAUUGCCAAAUAUACUGAUCAGUUUGAACGAUGCGCUUCAGUGCGUGGACAAGCAUUUUGGUCUUAUUCCUACCAUGAUGAAACAAUUAAAUCUGUUUUGGCGCAAAGUGUAGGGAUAUAUUACAUACAUCAGCAACAACUGUUUUGUUUGUUAAAAAGAAUUGGGAGGAGUAAUAAAAAUAAACAUUUAAAUUUUAUAUAAAUCAAUAUUUUAGGAAUUUUUUUAAGCUAGCCUCUAAAAUUUAGAUGCAGCUUUUCGUCUGCUUACGUCAGAUAAAGAAGUGUUUAGGAGUUUCAAUUAGCCUGAAGUUCAGCACUUACGUGUAAAUGAUAGAGCAACAACGUAAACGCGUAGAACGCGCCAUUUCUGACAUGAUCAAUGAAAUGUAUUCAAGUUAUUUACGUAAAAUGCAGUCCGAAAUGCAUAUGUGUGCAUCUAAAUGUUGCGAUGAUCAACGUGGGACUUUAGACUCCGUGCAGUCUUGCAUUGAGGGAUGUGCAGUUCCGCUUACUAAAGAACAAAAUUACUUGCAACAUGAGUUGGGUAAAUUUCAAACGCGUUUGCAGAAUUGUGUGAUGAAAUGCAGCGAAGAUGCUCGACAGAGGUUGUUACCGAGUCCCGGGACUGUGGAACUAUCAAAAUAUCAGCGCCAAUUUGAAAAUUGCACUGUGUCCUGCGUUGACAGACAUAUUGGACUCAUACCAACUAUGAUGAAGACCAUUAAGGCUGUUUUGGAGAAAGGUCCUAAUGCUAUGCCUCAGGCGUAAAAUAUCGUAAUACCUUGGGUCGAUGUUCAUGAAUUGUGCGUAGAAUAAAAACAUAAAUAAUGCGCAAUCGAUUUCGUUUAAACUAUUAAAUGAGAAUUGUGAAAGAUGGAAAUUAUAACUGAAAAUGUUGUACUAAAUUGGCAUUGAUUCAAGUCUAAACACGAACUGUAUAUGUAUAUAUAUAUGCAUAUAUUAUAUAUUGUAUAAAGAUUCUAUCGUCCAAAUGAGUCGACAAUAUUUAUCAAUUCCUACGGUUCCGUGAGGGAGCAAAGGACCACAACAAACUUCCUUCAUUCGAUUCUAUCAGAAGCAAUAUUUUUCAGCUCUUUCCAACUUUUGUUGGUUUUCUUUAUCUCCGUCUCUAAACUAUUCCUCCAUACCAUCGAGUGUCUACCUCUUCAUCGGUUUCCUUGUAGAUUCCUUUUAAUUGCAGUGCGUGUGAUGUCACUUGAUUCUCUUCUAAGAACGUGUCCAAGUCAGUCUGUUUGUAUUGGAGUUUUGUUAGUUAGUGCUACUCCACAGGCUGCAAUUUAAUGUGGUGUUGG